This is a messenger RNA of Hymenoscyphus albidus, 879 nucleotides long. The record is from the annotation of a GenBank genome assembly. Lineage: Eukaryota; Fungi; Ascomycota; Leotiomycetes; Helotiales; Helotiaceae.
AUGAAAUUUCAACCCAUCACCGCUCUAACUCUCACUCUGACUUCCAGCGUCAUUGCAUCCACUAUUCCCAAACGAAGCGAGAAGGCAGGUUUCGAGGGUUACUUCGGUGGUGACCUCGAGGGCAGUUUUGGGAUUGGGAAAGGGAAAAAGCAUCCAUUCAAAAACUUUUUUUCGGACUCGGACCUUUUUGAUCUUGGGGAUUCGCUUACUUCAGGAGAGGAAGGCGGAAGACACAGCGUAUCCCAUCAUGUCGGAUCUCACUAUGGUGGAUCCCAUUACGGCGGAUCCCAUUCUGGGAGUUACGGAAGAGGAGGAGGAAGCCAGGGAAGGGGAGGUAGAAGACAAGGCAGAGGAGGUCGAGUCAGUGGCUCCGGGGCAAGAGAUGGCAAUAGAUGGGACAUUCCACCUGCAGGGACUCCAGAAGACGACCCUGAAGAACCGCCGCGCCAGGGACGAGUUAUGGGGCCUACAGCAGGCGAAGAGAGUGAUUGGGAUAAUACUGUAGAAGAUCCAGAGUCUAUCACUUCUUCGCCUCCACGGAUGGGAAGAACCGGUGGGAUAGUGACUCCAGAAGAGACUCUUCCUGAAUUGGAGCCUCCUCUAACACCUACUGCUUCUCCUACCCCAUCUUCCGAUGCUAUUAUUGAGGUUAGACCAAGCGCCCAGGGAAGAGGUGCCCAGAAUGGACCUCCCUACCCGGGACGAACUUGUCGUGGUGGUCACCCUUGUGAAUAUGAGGUGACUUGUGCCGGGGGGCAGCCAUGUGGAACGCACUAGGGGAACUUGGAGGCAUGAAUAGAUGUUGAAGAGGCGCUUGACACCGCGGCUGCUGCAGCAGAGGCGUGGGAGGGUGGCUAUGAGGGAGGCGAGGAGAAGUAA